UUCUAUCUCUAUUCUCACUCCAAUAAUCACAAUACUAGAGAGAGAGAGAGAGAGAGAGAGAGAGUGAGGUGAGGGAGCGAGAGGUUGAGAGGAACCCACCUCAUUUUCUCGCUUUCUAAGAAAGAAGAAGAAGAAGAAGAAGAUGGAAGGAUGAUGAUGAUGAUUAUGAGACAACAAAUAACAACGCAAAGGAAAAUACACAACAAAGAAAGAAAGAUGCAAAUAUACAUAUAGAUACAGAGAGGGAGAGCGUGUCUCUCUGUGAUUGCGUCUCUGUGUGUGUGUGUGUGUGUGUCUGUGUGUGUUAGCUAUACUAAAGAAAGAGUCGUUAUUGCGUUUCUUUGUCUGCCUUUUCUUAUUUUUAUUUGCUUUGUUUCUUCUUAUCACUCUUUCUUCUGCUUCUGCUGCUGCUACUGCUGCUGCUGCGGCUUAUCACUACUGUCUCUGCCACAACCCAAGAUCUCCUUGUCCUCCAGAGAAAAACUCGGUCAUCCAUCCUCUCCCUCUUAAAACCCAAAGGCCAAUUCUUUCUUUCUUUUCUAUCUCACAAAAGCCAAACUGACAGUUGUUUAUGUGUCUGUGUGUUCGUGCUGUGUUGGUUUAGAUUAUUAUGUAUUUUUGCCAACAGAUACCCACCUCCCCAAAACCAGCAGCCAGAAGAAGCUACCAGCAAUGGCAGCAUCCCAGAGUCCUACUUAGAGAAAUAAAGAUAGAUAUAUAAAAGAAAACAAAGCCCACCAUCCCCAACAAAAGAAGAUCUCUCUCUCUCUCUUUUCUCUGAUACAAUUUCAGAGUUCUUUUUUUUUUUUUUUGACCCCACUCCUUCUCUUACAUAACACCCACAUACAUAUACAUCCAUAGAUUUAUAAUCUCUCCUCUCUUCUCUCUCAUCUAUAAUUGUCAUAAAAAAGCUGCUUAGCAUUGGGUUUUUAGACAUUAUAUAACCAAUAUUUGUAUGUGUGUAUAUAAAGAUUGUGUCUUUCUUAAACUCCAUCGAGAAAAAUUCUUCAGUUGUGGCUACUACAAGGAGUAGGCAGCUCCUAUCCGACUCUGGAGCCUUUGCAGACUGGGCUACGUCCUCUUCUUCCUCAGCCAUCCGCGCCGCUGGCCCGGACGACCUUUCCCUCGGCUUUAAUGCCGGCCCUACCGCCGCGGCCGCCGCAGCAGCUGCUGCACCUGGGGGCGUUGCCACUGGCCCAUCGUGGUCUAGUUCAGCCAGACAAAUCAACUAUGGCAUCCCUCCUGAGAUGGGCAUGUUUGUUGUUAGCCCUGCUUCCUUUAAUCACCACCACCAGCAUCAGCACCAGCAUGAGUCGACCAUUAAUCUAGCCACUGAUCCCAUCAAUGGCCCAAAUGCUACUGCUACUGCGCUUGGUGUUGGUGUGGGUGUAGGCGUUAUUCCACUUCUCACGGCCGCUCCAUGCCUUCCGCCGCAAAACAUGGAUGAUCAAGAUUUGCUGAAUAACGGGCGCAACAAAAUUAGUGGAAUCCAGUUCUGGCAACACCAGUCAUCUCAUCACCACAACCAGUCUAAUAUAAGGAAAACUACUGCUUCGAUUCUCGAUCACGAUAAUUCUUCCGCGAAUCUGCUUCAAAGCGGUAACAAUACCAGUGCCGUUGCUGGUAUUGGUGGUAAUUCAGCUUCAUCUGGGGCAACAACGUGCCAAGACUGUGGAAACCAGGCCAAGAAAGAUUGCAGCCAUAGGAGGUGCAGGACGUGCUGUAAAAGUCGUGGUUAUGAUUGCGCUACUCACGUCAGAAGCACGUGGGUACCGGCGGCCAGGAGGAGGGAGCGUCAGCUAAUGGCAGCUACAGCCGGGGGAGGUGCUGGUUCUUCGGGGUCUACUUCAGGGGUCAAGAAACCUAGACUCAUAAACUCACAAACCACCACAACUUCUCAUACUUCCACUUCUAACACUACUCCCCCAAGAAGCUUCGAUACUAGCUCCAGUCACCAAGAUGCGAGUUUUAAAGAGGCAUUGCCAGGGCUAGUACGUGCACAGGCGGUUUUCAAGUGUGUUAGAGUGACGGCAGUGGAUGAUGGGGAAGAUGAGUAUGCGUAUCAGGCUGUGGUAAAUAUUUGUGGCCAUGUGUUUAAAGGGUUUCUAUAUGAUCAAGGUGUUGAAGGAAGAGAUGGGUUCCCUAAUAUAGCAGAAUUGCAUUUGGGUGGUGCUAGCAGUGGUGGUGGUGGUAACGGAGGAGGAAGGAAUGGAGCCUCAUCUUCCCCGAUUAUUGAUCCUUCAGAUGUUUAUGGUGCAUCCGGUGGAGGGUUGCUGGGAGGUUCAAGCUAUGGUAAUCCAAUAAAUUGAGGUUUACUUUCAAGGCUUAUGGAUUGGCAUUAAUUUAAUCUAAUUUUCCCUAUGUCCACUAAUAAUUAUCAAUAGGGUUUUGGUAAGUUGUUCUUCUAGAUUUGUGUCUUGUUGACAUCUCUUUGAAAUUUUCAGCUUCUUGGUUUUGGGUUUCUUGUUCCUCGUGUCUAUCCCUUCUGUAAUUGCACUGAGAGGAGGAUCACAAUGUGCUUAAGUAUUUGCCUUUUCAGUGUUAGAGUAAUCCGUGUACGAAAUUUUAGAAAAGAUAGAUAAUAAAAGGCAAAAAAUCCUGUUCUUCUAGAUA
Messenger RNA from Hevea brasiliensis (rubber tree), 2613 nucleotides. Its product is annotated as protein LATERAL ROOT PRIMORDIUM 1. The transcript has 2 exons. Gene Ontology annotation, biological process: positive regulation of DNA-templated transcription. Gene Ontology annotation, molecular function: DNA binding; DNA-binding transcription factor activity. The record is from RefSeq and is a predicted model, not a curated record. Bases 1248 to 2309 code for a protein of 353 amino acids. Gene Ontology annotation, cellular component: nucleus. Lineage: Eukaryota; Viridiplantae; Streptophyta; Magnoliopsida; Malpighiales; Euphorbiaceae.